Aspergillus nomiae NRRL 13137 is the source of this 1206-nucleotide messenger RNA. RefSeq lists its product as uncharacterized. The record is from RefSeq and is a predicted model, not a curated record. The annotation marks the transcript as partial. Lineage: Eukaryota; Fungi; Ascomycota; Eurotiomycetes; Eurotiales; Aspergillaceae. The transcript has 8 exons.
AUGUCUUUUCUUCCCGCAUAUACAGCCGAUAGCUCCCCCCCAUCGUAUGAUGAGGUCGCCGGAAAGCUAGAGGGUCUCCUCGGCAGUAAUCCCACUGUCGAAAAGGCCCUUGAGGCUGCUCGCACCCUUUCCGACGUGGAGAUAAAUGUUCUUACCAGUGGUUACGAAGACCACUACCCGCUGCAGACGGAGCAGCAAAAGGCUGACUUCACUGUCGGUGCGGGACAGCACCUCUCAUCUAAUGAGGGUCAGGACCGGAUGGCACAGGCAGGAACGGCAGCGUCUCAAGCAGCGAUCGAUAUUGACAGCCGUCUCAUUGAUAUUCAGAAGAAGCUGGCUGUAAUUGACCAAAAGUAUAACAAGGGGUUUGCCGAUACCGUUGCCGGUAUUCGCCAGAAUUACAACCAGGUCCUUCAGGACAGUCGGUCCCUAGCGGCUGAUAUUUCACAGAAUGGAAAAAGCUUCGACGCGAUUAUCGUCGAGUAUUGUGCGGACAGCAGUAUCGCAGUCGAGGACCGCAAGAGCAAAGUUAAAAGCUUUAUCUCGAAUACCAACAGUUUUGAGGCGACUGCCCAAGACAUCCAACAACGGUUUUCGGACAUCGGGACCAAAUUUUCGUCCUUCGUAGACACAUACUCUUCGUGGGCAAAGGACAAAGAAGGAGAACUCACAGAGCAGAUCAAGGAACUAGAGAAAGAUAUCCUCGAAUUGAAUCAAAAGUUGAAUACAAUUGAAGCCGCCCAAAAGUCAAUGGCUGCAGUCGCAGGAGCGGCGAUACCAAUUGCAACGGCGCUUGGGACCGUCUUUGAGCCUGUCAAGCCGUUGAUUCUUAUUGGAGGCCUCAUCACCGCCGUUGCCGCUCUCGGCGCCUCUUUAGGCCUGCUCAUUGCUGCCGAACGGGUGCAAAACCAGAUAAACCAGAAGGCCAGUGAGAAAGAGGAUCUCGAAAAAGAACUAGAGAAUAUCCGAAAUGCGCGGCAAGAACUCCAGGGCAUGCAACAGAGUGGACUGCUGUCUUUCCAAGCCUGUCUCGAUGUACUCCCUCAGUACUGGAAUUCCACAAUCCAGGAUGCACGGUCAAUUCAUGACUGGUUAGAAAAGGGUGCUGAGGCUACGGCCCGGCCGGUGUAUAUGAGUCUGAACGUGGACAAGGGCAUCAAAUCCUAUCACUCUACCGCUGCAUACCUUGACAAGUAUUCACACGGA